Molecule: messenger RNA, 399 nt
Organism: Arachis ipaensis
Lineage: Eukaryota; Viridiplantae; Streptophyta; Magnoliopsida; Fabales; Fabaceae
Source: RefSeq, a predicted model, not a curated record
GAGAUUUCAAAUGAUAAGACAUGUGUUCCUUCGGAUAGUAGACGCUCUCUCAAAUGUCUAUCCAUAUUUCCAACAGAGGGUUGAUGCAACUGGAAGAAGAGGCUUGUCACCACUCCAAAAAUGCACCGCUAUGAUACGGAUGUUAGUAUAUGGCGUAGCAGCUGAUGCUGUUGAUGAUUAUGUGCGCAUAGGCGAGAGCACUACAAUUGAAUGCUUGGAAAAAUUUGUUGAAGGUGUCAUUUCGGUGUUCGAGGAUGAAUACUUGCGAAAACCAAAUCCAAAUGAUGUACGACGCCUGCUACAAAUGGCGGAGGGUCGUGGAUUUCCUAGCAUAUUGGGUAGCAUUGACUGCAUGCAUUGGCAAUGAAAAAAUUGUCCAAAGGCGUGGAAAGGUAUGUA